Messenger RNA from Rubroshorea leprosula, 1475 nucleotides. The record is from the annotation of a GenBank genome assembly. NCBI's taxonomy places the organism in Eukaryota, Viridiplantae, Streptophyta, Magnoliopsida, Malvales, Dipterocarpaceae.
GAGCUCAGGGGAAGGGGAAGGACCGAGGGAGGAGUGUCACAGGCAAGUUUCACACUCUGCUCCUACUUUUUUUUUUCUUCUUUGAGUUCUCUCCAUCUCGUGUAAACCUGAUUGAAGCAGAAGAAAUGGCACGAAGUAUCUGCAGAACCCUAAUCGCAUUCUCCCUCAAUAACACUGCAAUUCUCCACAAACCCCCCAUCUCUAAUUCCAUCUCUGUUCUUCUCUUCUCUUCGUCUACACCCAAGAAAUCGAAACCCGCCAUUCCCGUUGUCGAUUACUUGACCAAGCAACACCAGUUUUCACUGGAAGCUGCGUCGGAAGCCGCAUUGUUCAUACCAUAUAUAAACAACCCUGAAAAAUCUGAUUCCAUACUCUCAUUUCUCAAAGAAAAUGGUUUCUCCAAAUCCCAUAUCGAUGAAAUUCUCAAGAAGGGACCCUAUGUUCUCUGUUCCAAACUAAACGAAACUAUCAAGCCUAAGCUCAAGAUUCUCCAGGACCUUGGAUUUUCCCAAAAUGAAAUUGCUGAUAUAUUGGCUGCUAAUCCUUGGAUCUUUACGAGAAGCUUGGAUUGUAGACUUGCACCUUCCAUUUCGGUGUUAAGAAGUGUUCUAGGACCAAGUGCUGAUGUUUGUAAGGCGUUAAAGGUUUCUGCUUGGUAUUUGAAGUAUGAUUUGGAGAAGACAAUGAUUCCCAAUAUAGAGUUUCUUCAGAGUUGUGGGGUUAGUUCGCAACAAAUUAUUGGUUCUGUUUACACCUUCCCUAGGCUUUUAUUGCAUAAGCCUGAGAACUUAAGGGACUUUGUUAAGAGGGUUGAUGAAAUGGGAGUUAGUAGGAAGUCCAAGAUGUAUUUUUAUGCUGUUCGAACACUGAGUUCAAUGAACAGGGAGAAAUGGGAAAACAAACUGAAGCUUUUUAGGAACUUGGGAUUUUCAGGGGAUCAAGUCUUGUCUCUGUUUAGAAGGGCGCCUCAUGCUUUUGCUGUAUCUGAGACAAAGAUUAAGGAGGUUUGUGAGAUGUUCCUUGCAAGAAAGAACUUAGAUGCUUCAUUUAUAUUUGAGCAUCCAGAGUUGCUGAUUCAUAGUGUAAAGGGAAGGCUAGAACCCCGUUUUGCAGUUUUUGAGAUUCUGGAAAGGAAGAAUUUGCUUAGAAGAAAGCCUAAAUUAACUACACUUCUCAAGAUUUCGCAACAACAGUUCAUGGCCAGAUAUGUUCUUCCCUAUUCAAAUGAGCUUGGAGAUGUAUCUAUGUUAUUGAGGACUUGAAGUGGGUGAUUCACAUGUAAUCCAUUUCAAGCCUCCAGGGUGAAGUUGCUGAGUGGAUCAAUUUUACAUUUUUAAUGUUCCUGGCAAUUUAUGAAUUCUUUGCAUGAGUUUCUCUCAUUGAACGGCUAGUUCCUCCUCCCUUGCUAUGCUUUUCUUUUAUCAUAUUAAGAUGAGUGGUGUUUAAAUAGCUAGACAUUCCAGUGCCACAUUUUU